Molecule: messenger RNA, 645 nt
Organism: Cooperia oncophora
Lineage: Eukaryota; Metazoa; Nematoda; Chromadorea; Rhabditida; Trichostrongylidae
Source: the annotation of a GenBank genome assembly
AUGAGUCCGCACGGAGCUGCCAGAAAUGCUGGCGAUGCAUCAGGUCAUGCUACUUUCGUACCAGCCAAUGGAUCCAACAAAGCUGAGGGAACGUUAUUGUACAUACCGGGUAGAGUCACUCAAGAGCAGGUCGAGCAGAUGCAGAAGUUUGCAAUGGGAUUUCUUGGUAAAACUGGUGGUGCUGUUGUAGAAAAUGUAUCUAAACCAUUGUUCGCCUACGUGAACAUGACAGCUCGCGACAUAGAUGAGCACCUUAGAACCGAUGACGGUCAGAAGAAACUCCAGCGUAUCUUGAUGCAUGCACCACAGCCACCAUUGGCAAGCUUUGGGGCUGUGCAACCGAACAUGGUUCUGCCGCCUCCGUUUGACCCGUUCGCUGCUGUCUCUCAGCUGGCCCAAAGUGUAUUCAACCCAGCCAACUCACUAUCUCAUAUGCUGGCACCUGUUCCUCCGGUUUCCGUAGGAUACGGUAGAACUGGUGCGCUCCCAUCCAGCAUCCUCGGUUCAAUCCAGUGUGCGGUGACUCGUCCUGAGAAUGUUUUGUCGACAAUGCAAAGCGCUUCUCAUUCGAUUUGCGGCAUGGCAAUACAAACACGCGUCCCGGACUUCAGAUCUCAUCAGUACGCCAGCGAAAUGAUAUGGUAA